Messenger RNA from Penicillium subrubescens, 1023 nucleotides. RefSeq lists its product as uncharacterized. Bases 201 to 977 code for a protein of 258 amino acids. The record is from RefSeq and is a predicted model, not a curated record. NCBI's taxonomy places the organism in Eukaryota, Fungi, Ascomycota, Eurotiomycetes, Eurotiales, Aspergillaceae. The transcript has 2 exons.
CUUUGAUUUUUUCGUGCCGUUCUUUCUUUGUCUCAUGUCAUGCGCAGAGAGGAAAGCUUUAAGCUCUCAGAGUCUUCUCUUCUAAUCUCAGCUGCGACUGACCCAGAACUCUCUCAUCAUUCCAGCUCUCAGCCCUGCCACUAGUGGCGAUCUCGUCCCUGCCUAGCAGCUCUGGUCGGGUGUCGUACGGUCGUGUCACCAUGGCCCACGAGACUUUGCAUGGAUCAUGCUCGUGUGGUCGUAACGAAUACACCAUCCAAAUUCCCGACGAUGUUGCCGACCAUGCUAAUAUCUAUUUCGACACUGGCAGAGACAGCCGCCAAUUUCUCUCAUCCUGGCUGCGGGUCCCUCUAGAGUGGUAUAAGUCACACACUCUAUCCUUCUUCCCAGAUGAGACUCACACUUCGAUUCGUCGCGUAUUCACACCUCUCAAUGCGCCCAACACUCGUCGCAUCUUUUGUGGUUUCUGCGGGACCCCAUUGACCCUCUGGACGGAAGAGCCAUCGGAAGAAGCCAAUUUCAUGUCCGUCUCAAUUGGCACUUUGUCUCGUGAACACCAACGUGUCCUGGAAGAUCUGGGCUUGCUUCCGGAGGUAAUUGGUGAAGAGAAAUCCGUUACUGGACUGGCAAAAUCGUCGGCUGUGACAGCUGGGUCCGACAUUCGGCCCUCCGCGAUUGUGGUUCCGUCUCUUCGUGAGGCUGAUAUCUCUCGAACCUUCCACCACGGCACUGCAGGUGGCAUCCCAUGGUUCGAGGAGAUGGUCGAGGGAAGCCGGCUAGGUCUGUUGAUGCGUCAACGACGUGGGAUGGGCGUUAGUCGCGACAAAUCGACCUCGAUCGAAUGGGAGAUCAGCGAAUGGCGUGACGAUGGCUCUGGUGGACUCGGACAGGAUAGCGAUGAUUCUAAUGGGCAGACUACAGGGAAGAGAAAGCGAGAGCGUCAGGUAGACGUGGAGGCCUCGCCCAAACGGGCGUGAUGGACCCGCGUACCUCCUAGGCGCCGCAAUCGCUGACUUAGCGAGG